CGGAGUCGGCGUCCCCCGUUUUAUAUAUUCGAUCAGUUGCACAUUCGUUUUUCGCGCGACGACAAAACACAGAAAUAAGACACGCAAUUUUGCUCUGAUUUUCGGCGUAUUUUUUCCACCGAAGUAUUGUUGCGUUUUAAAAACACGAGUGAAGUGGCCAUGAAAGCGGAGAGACGGUUAGCUCAGAAAAAAACGUAAACAAACGACGUUCGCGGAAACUCAAGUUCGAAAAAACCGUUACGAAAGUAGAAUCGAAAUAUAAUUCCAAUUCGAAAUAAGCACAAACAAGUUGGCCACAGGAUGAGUAUUCAGUGUCGAAAAUUCGCGGCUAAACCAAUUUUUUGGAAAAAAACUCUUGAACGAGCGAUCCGUGUGAUUUUCAAAUGGAUCAAAAAAUAAACCGGUAACCCCGCAAAAUAUCGGUGAAACGACAUUUUUUAAAGUCAACCAAACCCGUUUUUGAGAAUCGAGUAAAAAGUGUCGGCGUGUGUAUGGAAGUGUUUUUAUUCGCCCAUCGGAAGGGGAUAUAGUCGAACGCGUUAGCGAAGUAAAUAAAUACAGAAAAGUUGGUGGCGUGCAGUGAACACUUGUGCAUAAAUGUAAACGAUCCAUAAUCGUUUCGUUCUUCCUACACCUGGAUCUUGUAUAUUCUCGAAAACCACCCGCCAUUAUCAAAAUUUUCCAGAGAUGUCGCCCCGACGGAGCGAAUCAUUUCGGAGACCGGAAGUGUCAUGGUCCUCAAUCGGAGAAUAAGAGACUCGAGCCUACUCGCGAGACCACGAUUCAAGAUAAAACAGCCGCUGAUGGAGACCGUUUCGGGGUCGGUUCCAUUAUCGAGGAAGAAUAAAAACGCGGGAAAGAGGUGGAAACUCGGUGGUGUCGGGACGAGCGGCACCCCCGCCCCUGCCCUCGGUACGAUCGUCAAUGCCGCAGACGCAGCUGCCAUCGUCAGUAACACCGCCACUGGCAAAAGCAACGGCAUGACUGUUCCUUCUGUCACCUCGGCACAGCAGCCGACCACUCACCAAAAAGUUCGAAGGAUUCUGGAAGAGCACGCGAUUUGGCAGGAGCGUGCUCACAGCGAGCGUCAGUCGUCAAGAUCUCGCGGUCUCUCGAAUUCCUCGUCGACGAGUUCCCCGAGCUCGGGAUUUCCUGGAAAUUACAACAUCGUCGCGUCCCGCGGUGAGUUGCCGCGAGGGAGUUUUUCGGUGCGCGAAAGCGCUCCGUUGACCGCCAACAGCUCGAGGAAGUCGCGAAUCGAGAUCGAUAGAAACGGACUUUUCGUCAACGCCCGCGACAGCUCGCGGUCGAGAUCGCACCAACAGCACUCGCCCUCGAAUUGGGAAAAACGCGCAGCGAGCCGCGAUUACGAGACUUCCAGUUGGAAAAAUUCACGGAACUGUGCAAUCAUCGCUGAUGGCACUUUGCCCAAAUCUUCCUCCGUUCCAGCCAAUCUCAAAUCAGUUUCCGGAAGUUCCGGGGGCUUGAACGGCAGCGGCGGAAACGUCAGAAAAGUCAUUGGGAAAAAUUCGGCGAACGGGAUUCUCCGAAAGUCGUCAGCUUUUCUCGCAAGUCUGACGCACUCGAGUGCGAAAAAAUGCAACGAUCGUAAGGGGAGCUCACUGGAGGCGAGUGAGAAGGAAAAACCGCGUUUUUCGCUGCUCAAAAGAAACGCACAAUUAGUGGCGAGCCUGAGGGACGAAGAUCCUCAUGGUUUACGGAGAUCACCGAGCUGCCAAAAUCUCAGUAAUACAGGAAAGAAGAAAAGCUCAAAUCGCGGAGUGAAAAAAUCAGUUUCGUUCAGCUCCGAUACCAGUUUCGAGGAGAAGAGAGCGCCAUUCUGCAGAAAAACGGCGGUCCACGAGGCUAAAGUUUACAGGAAGGGAGUCCUUCGAGAUCUCAACGCGAUUGAGAAGACGACGAAAAAAGUGCCAGGAACGUGGGAUUCGCCUUCCGGGGACCCGAAAGCCUUGCUAAGGGCUUCCCGGGAGGCCGAUGAUCACGACCUUAAAGAUCUCGUCUCGAGUAUACGGCGAACAGGCCUCGGGCAGAUGGACGUAAACGCGACAGAUUCUAGCGGCCGGACCGCGAUAAGCUACAUGGCCGGAAAUGGUUCACCGGCCAUGCUCGAGGCCAUCCUGACCUUCGCCGGAUGUGACCCGAACUUACCCGAUAACGAGGGUAACACACCCUUGCAUUUCGCAGCACAAGCCGGACAGACCGAAUGUCUAAACCUCCUAUUGCAAAGAUGCCCCGGGAUCGAGAUCGACGCAAGAAAUAUUCUUGGCUUUACACCCCUGAUGAAAGCCGCCCUCCAGGGUCGUACAAAAUGUGCAAAAAUAUUGCUUUUUGCUGGUGCUAAUCCUACGAUGAGGGAUCACGGGCGAGGACUCAGAGCCGAACAGUGGGCGAGAUACUGCGGAAGAUACGUCUGCGCUGACAUUAUCGAGAGAUUUGCCAGACACAAAUUACUUGAGAAGAAUAUUUCAUGUCGUUGGGGCAGCGAACCCGAGCUCGCGACGAAAGUCCUUCAGGGGAAGGUCGUUCCUGUACCAAUUAAUCCGAUUCCGCCACCUUCGACGGGUUUCCGAUCGAAAAUCAAACGCGUUUUCCGAACGACUUCCGGACCGGAUCGGAGUUUCUCUCUCGUCUCACAGUUAACCAACGCUGCGUUAUGCGCGAGCACACCAGCGUUACCCAAACCUGGAGAACCUUUGCCCAACGUUAAAAGUCUCGUCAGACCUCUGAGCGUUCCACAAUUGAGGGUUACGCUCGUAGGAUCGCAGGAGAUUAUCGAUAAAGCGAUAGACAAAUGUGGCACAAAUUUCAGCGAAAAGUUCGAAAGCUCGAUAGAAAAGCCGCCAAGAUCAAAGAAGAAAAACAAGUAGCAUCGUCCGCACAGAUCCUCUAUCGUCAUUGACUGUUGUUUUCGAUGAAAUGCUUUAAUUUUUUUAUUCACGAGGAAAAACGUUUUCUCCACAGCGGAUUCGAGGCACCCUUCGAUCCGUUCUGUAUCCACAUUAUUGAAAUUGUCCAAAAAAAAGCAGAAAAAGAGAAAGAAUGAUCGUUUGAAAAACCUUUCGUAAACAAUGAUUUUUCGUUCCAAUUUUGCAUGGAUCAACGAUCAUGCUACUCGACACUAAACUUUCGGAGGCCUUGAGAAAAACUUGGAAACGAAGAGCAAAGAUAUUUUGUCGGAAUUGGAGAAAUAAAUAUGAGGAAGCCUUUCAAGAGCCCAAAAAAGAGAGACGAAGAUGAGAAAAAGGCGAAGUGAGUUCUUCCGUCCGAAAGAGAGAGAAAAAAUACGAAAAGAGUGUCGGAGAAUCCGCCAGAAAGUUUUGCUCCGAAUCCAAAGUUACACUCAUGACGUAGGCACAUAUUUUAUUUUUUCUCUUUCUCUUUCAGCGUUGAUUCGAGCUUUGAAAGCUCAAAGUUAACGGAGAAUUAGUUUAUUUUUGGAGAUAGUGUAAUAUCUGAGGCUUCAAACCCGUGAAAUCAAUAGACGUGUUAUGACGUCACUAAAAAAAAACGUACAAUUUUCUACUCCGAGCACGUGCAGAAUAAUGAAAAAAAUCAUCUUACGAAAAGUAAAUAAAUUAGUCUCGCGCAAGACUGUAGUCAAAUAUUAUUCAUUGAUUAAUAUUGUACAAAUUCUUCGUCAAUGUUAUAUUCACAAACGCAGCAGCUUUUCAAUUAUUUUAAAAGAAAAUACAAUUUCGUACAACAAAUCGAAAUAAUCGUUUCGACCCGCUGCUUUCACUGCCUUCGACUCAUUUCGCAUUAUUUAUCAAACUACGAUGCAGCCCUUCAGCAUUUGUCGUUGUGUUUGCUGGACUUAUCCAAAAUUAAAUGAGAAGCGCGUACAUUUUUACGCUCUUAUAACACUAAAGUGUAACAAUUUUGUAUAAAUUCUUUAUUUCUGUCAGAAAAUUGUAUAUUAUCGACAUUAUUGUUAUUCCUAUGAUGAUAAAUCAAUAUUUCUUCAUUAAUAACUAAA
Venturia canescens is the source of this 3997-nucleotide messenger RNA. RefSeq lists its product as uncharacterized. Lineage: Eukaryota; Metazoa; Arthropoda; Insecta; Hymenoptera; Ichneumonidae. The transcript is spliced from 11 exons. The record is from RefSeq and is a predicted model, not a curated record. Bases 732 to 2888 code for a protein of 718 amino acids. Gene Ontology annotation, molecular function: protein binding.